Indicator indicator is the source of this 2451-nucleotide messenger RNA. RefSeq names its product leucine rich repeat containing 8 VRAC subunit A (gene LRRC8A). Gene Ontology annotation, molecular function: protein binding. The record is from RefSeq and is a predicted model, not a curated record. The transcript is spliced from 2 exons. Lineage: Eukaryota; Metazoa; Chordata; Aves; Piciformes; Indicatoridae. The coding region runs from base 1 to 2418 and encodes 805 amino acids.
AUGAUCCCGGUGACGGAGCUGCGCUACUUCGCUGACACGCAGCCUGCCUACCGCAUCCUCAAGCCCUGGUGGGAUGUCUUCACCGACUACAUCUCCAUCGUCAUGCUGAUGAUCGCCGUCUUCGGGGGCACACUGCAGGUCACCCAGGACAAGAUGAUCUGCCUGCCCUGCAAGUGGGUGACCAAGGACUCCUGCAAUGAGUCGGUCAGGGGCUGGGCAGCCCCGGAGCGCCCCUACCACAACUCCAGCCCGGCUGAGGCAGGGCCCACCGGGAUCCGCUACGAGCUGGACCGGCACCAGUACAACUAUGUGGAUGCGGUGUGCUACGAGAACCGCCUGCACUGGUUCGCCAAGUACUUCCCCUACCUGGUGCUGCUGCACACCCUCAUCUUCCUGGCCUGCAGCAACUUCUGGUUCAAGUUCCCCAGGACCAGUUCCAAGCUGGAGCACUUUGUGUCGAUCCUGCUCAAGUGCUUCGACUCGCCGUGGACGACGAGGGCCUUGUCCGAGACGGUGGUGGAGGAGAGCGACACCAAGCCUGCCUUUGGCAAGAUGAACGGCUCCAUGGACAAGAAGUCCUCCACGGUCAGCGAGGACGUGGAGGCCACCGUGCCCAUGCUGCAGAGGACCAAGUCUCGGCUGGAGCAGGGCAUCGUUGACCGCUCCGAGACUGGCGUGCUGGACAAGAAGGAGGGCGAGCAGGCCAAGGCCCUCUUCGAGAAGGUGAAGAAGUUCCGCACGCACGUGGAGGAGGGGGACAUUGUGUACCGGCUCUACAUGAGGCAGACCAUCAUCAAGGUGAUCAAGUUCAUCCUCAUCAUCUGCUACACCGUCUACUACGUCAACAACAUCACCUUCGAUGUGGACUGCAAGGUGGACAUUGAAAGCCUGACUGGGUACCGCAUGUACCGCUGCGCGCACCCCCUGGCCACACUCUUCAAGAUCCUGGCCUCCUUCUACAUCAGCCUGGUGAUAUUCUAUGGCCUGAUCUGCAUGUACACGCUCUGGUGGAUGCUGCGGCGCUCGCUCAAGAAGUACUCCUUCGAGUCCAUCCGCGAGGAGAGCAGCUACAGCGACAUCCCCGACGUGAAGAAUGACUUUGCCUUCAUGCUGCACCUCAUCGACCAGUACGAUCCCCUCUACUCCAAGCGCUUCGCUGUCUUCCUCUCCGAGGUGAGCGAGAACAAGCUGCGCCAGCUCAACCUCAACAACGAGUGGACGCUGGAGAAGCUGCGCCAGAGGAUCACCAAGAACUCCCAGGACAAGCUGGAGUUGCAUCUCUUCAUGCUCAGCGGCAUCCCUGACACUGUCUUCGACCUGAUCGAGCUGGAGGUGCUGAAGCUGGAGCUCAUCCCUGAUGUCACCAUCCCGCCCAGCAUCGCCCAGCUCACCAGCCUCAAGGAGCUGUGGCUCUACCACACGGCUGCCAAGAUCGAGGCUCCGGCCCUGGCCUUCCUGAGGGAGAACCUCAAGUCCCUGCACAUCAAGUUCACGGACAUCAAGGAGAUCCCUCUGUGGAUUUACAGCCUGAAGACCCUGGAGGAGCUUCACCUGACAGGGAACCUGAGUGCUGAGAACAACCGGUACAUCGUGAUCGACGGGCUGAGGGAGCUGAAGAGGCUGAAGGUGCUGAGGCUGAAGAGCAACCUCACCAAGCUGCCCCAGGUGGUGACGGAUGUGGGCGUACACCUCCAGAAGCUCUCCAUCAACAACGAGGGCACCAAGCUGAUCGUCCUCAACAGCCUGAAGAAAAUGGUCAACCUGACGGAGCUGGAGCUGAUCCGCUGCGACCUGGAGCGCAUCCCACACUCCAUCUUCAGCCUCCACAACCUGCAGGAGAUAGACCUGAAGGACAACAACCUGAAGACCAUCGAGGAGAUCAUCAGCUUCCAGCACCUGCACCGCCUCACCUGCCUUAAGCUGUGGUACAACCACAUUGCCUACAUCCCCAUGCAGAUUGGCAACCUGACCAACCUGGAGCGCCUCUACCUGAACCGCAACAAGAUCGAGAAGAUCCCCACGCAGCUCUUCUACUGCCGCAAGCUGCGCUACCUGGACCUCAGCCACAACAACCUGACUGCCAUCCCCCCUGAUGUGGGGCUGCUGCAGAACCUGCAGAACCUGGCUGUGACAGCCAACAGGAUCGAGAGCCUGCCCCCGGAGCUGUUCCAGUGCAGGAAGCUGCGGACACUGCACCUGGGCAACAAUGUGCUGGGGUCGCUGCCGUCGCGCGUGGGGGAGCUGAGCAGCCUGGCGCAGAUCGAGCUGCGUGGGAACCGCCUGGAGUGCCUGCCCGUGGAGCUGGGAGACUGCCCCCUGCUCAAGCGCAGUGGGCUGGUGGUGGAGGAGGACCUCUUCAACACCCUGCCCCUCGAGGUCAAGGAGCGGCUCUGGAGGGCCGACAAGGAGCAGGCCUGAAGCCCUGGGCGCAGGGCAGAGCCUCUCAGUAGC